GCCAAUGCAAAGGUCUAGUGGCCGCUUAUCAACACUACCAAAACAAUUGGCAACGCUGUGGCGUUUUCAAUUUGUUAAACAUCUUGCGAACUUUAAGAACACGCGCGUUGAUUAUCCAAUGGACGGCGAGAGCAAUAACAGCAUGAAAAUAGAUGCGCCCAGGCAGGACACAGUCGACGGCAGAGCAUCGCCGGCAUCAUCAGACAACUCGGCGGCGGGCAGUGAUGGUGAAUCCGACACGCCCUGGCACUGGCGCUGCCUGCCCAUCGAGGCCGUGCACCGCGGGCUGUUGCCCUUCGAGCUGGACCACCUGGGCGCUGUGCUGCCGGGCGCCCAGCACAAGGUGCUCUACCGACAUCCGAUUCGCGAGCCGGAGACCGAGCCGCCGCGUCCAUUUCGGGGCGCACAUCGUUGGGACUCCGAUCAUGUGCGCCUGCCCUGUGCACCGGAGAGCAAAUAUCCCGUCGCGGCAGAGGAUGGCACCUCGGACAUCGAGUCGCGCUGGGGCAUGAUCAAGCGGGCGCUCCAGCGUCCCAUUUCCACUAGCAAGCAGCUCGAGGCGGCCAUUCUGACGUACAACAGCACGUACAAGGACCAGUGGAGCUUCCGGGCCCUGCACAAGCUCUUCAACGACGAGCUGGAUGAGAGCGAGUCGCGUGUCUUCUUCGAGGAUCUGUUGCCACGCAUCAUUCGUCUGGCGCUGCGCCUGCCGGAGCUGAUCAGGGCUCCAAUUCCGCUGCUCAAGCAGAAUCACACGUCUGCCGUGUCACUGACCCAGGAGCAGAUCUCGUGCCUGCUGGCCAACGCUUUUCUAUGCACAUUUCCGCGCCGCAACACGCUCAAGCGCAAGUCCGAGUACGGCAAUUUUCCGGACAUUAACUUCAAUAGACUCUAUCAGGCCACCGGGUCAGCGGUGCUGGAGAAGCUGAAGUGCAUCUUCCACUACUUUCGUCGCGUCUGUCCCACGGAGCGGGAUGCCAGCAAUGUGCCCACCGGCUGCCUGACCUUCAUGCGCGUCAGCGGGAAGCCCGAGGAUGAGGUCAAUUGGCACGCGAGCUCUGCGGUCCUGGCCAGCGUGCCCAUGCACAUCAAUGCCGGCGGCACCAUCGAGGAUCAGGGCGUUGGCCUGCUGCAGGUGGACUUUGCCAACAAGUUCCUGGGCGGCGGCGUGCUCGGCCACGGCUGCGUGCAGGAGGAGAUCCGUUUCGUCAUCUGCCCGGAGCUGCUCAUCUCGAAGCUCUUCACCGAGUGCCUGCUCUCCACGGAGGCGCUGCUAAUGGUGGGCAGCGAGCGCUUCAGCAACUACACCGGCUAUGCGAGCAGCUUCGUGUGGGCGGGCAACCACGAGGAUCGGACGCCGUACGACAAGUCGCGGCGCCGCCACACGGCGAUUGUGGCCAUCGAUGCACUACGAUUCGACCAGCAGAUGCAGUCGCAUCAGUAUCGCGAGGAUCUCAUUUUGCGUGAGCUGAACAAGGCGUCCAUUGGCUUCAGGCACUGGCUGUCGACGCCGGCGCCGGGCGUGGCCACUGGCAAUUGGGGCUGCGGCGCCUUCGGCGGCGAUCCGCACCUGAAGGCGCUCAUCCAGAUCAUGGUCUGCGCCCACCACGGCCGUCCGCUGGCCUACUACACAUUCGGCAAUCGCCAGCUGAGGGAUGACCUGCACGAGCUCUGGCAGAUCUUCCGUGCCCAUGGCACCACCGUGCACCAGCUGUACUCCGUGCUGUGUCCCUUCAAGAAGACGGGCGCCGGCCGAACUCUCUAUGCCUUCGUGCUCGAGGGCCUGAAGACGCUGCACAAGGUGCCCGAUGCCCAGCCCAAGCCAGCGGAUGCAGUGGCGCCGCCAGCUGCAGCAAAGCAACAGCAAAGUCCGGAUCUGUUUGCCGACUCGGAUUGCUCGCAGAACAAUGGAAUUGCGCUGUCGGAUAACGAUGAUGACGAUGCCGAGCAGGAGCAGGCCAACGCCAUGAUGUUGGCUGCGAGUCUGGACAGCGGCGGCGCCGGUGGCAGUGGCGGUGGCAGCUCCAGCAGCAACUCCAGCAGCAACAGCAAUCACAUCAGCAGCAGCUGCCACAAGUUCCCCAGCUCAUGCUGUGGGCAAGCGUCAGCAGACGCUCCUGGAGAUGCUGGACAAGCACUACGAGCAGGGGCAGGCGAAUGGCUCCAAGCGGCAGCACCAGUCGACGCCGACGGACAAGUGCGGCAAGGCGCGCAAGGAUUGCAAGGACGACGACGCGAGCACCGGCAACUGCAAUAGCCGAAAUUGAAAUCGAAAUCGAAAUCGAAAUCGAUUGCCCGACUGUUCAGUUUCUAUAUAGACAGACAUUCAGUCGGAAGUCUCACGGUUGCGAUCUGUUGCCAUCUCUUUCGCAUUUGUACCAAGGCAAUUACUUAGCAGUGUUCUCCCUCAUAACGGUAUAGACUCGUAGC
Molecule: messenger RNA, 2430 nt
Organism: Drosophila arizonae
Lineage: Eukaryota; Metazoa; Arthropoda; Insecta; Diptera; Drosophilidae
Gene: Parg
Product: Poly(ADP-ribose) glycohydrolase
Biological process (GO): carbohydrate metabolic process; nucleotide-sugar metabolic process; ATP generation from poly-ADP-D-ribose
Cellular component (GO): nucleus; cytoplasm
Molecular function (GO): poly(ADP-ribose) glycohydrolase activity
Source: RefSeq, a predicted model, not a curated record